This is a messenger RNA of Neolamprologus brichardi, 1529 nucleotides long. It is a transcript of the gene dffb, whose product is annotated as DNA fragmentation factor, beta polypeptide (caspase-activated DNase). The record is from RefSeq and is a predicted model, not a curated record. Gene Ontology annotation, biological process: apoptotic process; apoptotic DNA fragmentation. Gene Ontology annotation, molecular function: DNA endonuclease activity. Gene Ontology annotation, cellular component: cytoplasm; nucleus. Lineage: Eukaryota; Metazoa; Chordata; Actinopteri; Cichliformes; Cichlidae.
AUAUCCAGUGUGUCUACUACACGCGGAAUGUUUUCCCCAUGAAGAUACUACUGUAAUGUAAAUAAAUAUAAGUUACUUUCACCACCAAUCACGCCACAAUAGCAAAGAAAGUAAGGAAAAGCACCAGUAGGGGGCAAUCACACACUUCCGCUGCUGCUCCGAGCCUCAAGAGGAGGAAGAAGAAGGAAGCGGUAGGUACAAACCGAAAACAAAACAGCGAAAUGUUCGGGGAAAUUAAACCUGUGAAAAUUAGGAGUUACAGUGAAAACAGGAAAUACGGAAUUGCCGCAAAAGAUGUGAAGGAACUACUGAAGAAGGCCUGCAAUUUGCUACUGGUGCCACUCUCUGGUGCACGUGUUUGCUUGUAUGAGGACGGGACAAUAGUGACGGAGGAAUUCUUCCCAACUUUGGCAGAUAACACCGAAUUGGUUCUUAUAUCUAAAGGGCAGACCUGGAGUGGAGUUGUGUGUGACAUCAGUCAGCUACUCAACACAGACCGGCAUGCCGACAGCCUCAUUGAAGCAGCGAAGGGGCUCCUCUCUGAUGAGAAAUCUUCAAAGAGGCGUAAAAUCUUGACAGACCUGCUACAGAACCUGGAGGAUAGGUCGGAGCUGGAGAGCAGAGAGGAGGACGAAGACUGGUUCCAAGGUGUUGAUUCUCGAUUUAAAACAAAGUCUGCCUACAUGAAGUACAACUGUGAAAGCAGGAUACGCGGCUACUUGAAAGAGCUGGAUGAUGCCACCAAAUCCAUACAGAAAGCAAAAGUGAGGGCAGAGUUUUUGAAAACCUCCCACAGCCUCGCAGAAAUGCUGAAAAUAGCCAAGUAUAAUGGCUGCUACUUUGACAGGACUGAAAAGCAACCAGAUCGCCUUUGUACUCAGGAGGGAUGGUUCACCUGCCAGGGAUCAUUUGAUGAGAAAGUGUGCAAAUCUCUUCACUCUAUCAACCCCUAUGGAAGCCGCGAGGGCAGGAUUGUCUUCAGCACUUGGAAUUUGGACCACAGGAUUGAAAAGAAGAGGACAGUUAUUCCCGCUCUGCUGGAAGCUCUGCAGAAUCACAGGAGCACUGACAUCAACCUGAACUACUUCUACCAACUCCUGUUCACGAGGGAAAACCUGAAGCUGGUCCACAUCGUCUGCCACAAAAAAGGAGCUCACAACCUGCAGUGUGACACCAAAAAGAUCUAUAAUAAUGCCACCAAGGAUCUAAAAGCAAAACAGAAGCCCAAAGUAAAGAAACGGCGCAUGACUUGAAGUCCUGUGACAAAUGAGUGGACUGUGAUUUGUUUGAUAAACUUGGUAAAUAAUUUACUCUGAAAAGAACCCAUCACAUCAGUUGGAAAGGUAAAUUUGCCUUUGCAAUCUCCCCGACGUAGUCGUGACAUCAGCUUCUGAGCUCCAAACCCACCAUGGUGAACUUUAAUUUCAUAUUGGAAGUGAUCGACCACACUUAAGAAACCAUGAAAUUCAUUUAUUUGUUCACUGUAUUGGCACUGUGAUGUAAAGUACACAAAUUAAGUACAAAGAUGA